AUGCGGGCUGCCACUGUCUUCGCCGGACUGCUGUCCGUUGUGGCCACCGUCAACUGUUUCAGCUUCUCUGCCACCGAGCUCUUCGAGAAGCUGCGCGAGGUGCCCGAGAGCUGGACCCAAGUUGGCUCUCCCGACCCCGCUCAAAAGCUGCGGUUCAUGAUCGCGGUCAAACAGCCUAACCACGCUCUUUUCGAGCAGACUCUGCUGGACAUCUCCACCCCGGGCUCUGCCAACUACGGCAAGCACUUGAAGCGCGAUGAGCUCAAGAACAUGCUCCGCCCUGAGGCCAAAGCCACCGACUCGAUCAUUGCUUGGCUCGAGACCUCUGGUAUCGAGAGUGAGGCUAUCGAGGAUGACGGCGAGUGGAUCAACUUCGUCGCGACUGUCUCGCAAGCCGAGAAGAUGAUGGCUACCAAGUUCAACACCUACCGCAGUGAGAUCCGCAAAAGCGUCCAGAACAUUCGCACUCUCGAGUACUCGAUUCCCACGGAGCUGCAUGACUUCAUCAACAUGAUCCAGCCCACCACUCGCUUUGCUCAGAUUCGCCCCCAGAGGAGCUUGAUCUAUUAUAAGAAAUUACUUGACAUCAAUGCUUUGGCCAGUGCGGAUGACGUUUCCGCAAGCUGCAACUCGACCAUUACCCCCGAUUGCCUGAAGAGCCUGUACAAUAUCGAGGGCUACACUCCCAAGGCCAACCAGACCUACCUCGGUGUCUCGGGCUUCCUCGAGGAGUACGCUCGUUACGAUGACCUUGCUCAAUUCAUCGACACGUACGCGCCUGCCGCUAAAGGCAAGAGCUUCAGUUUCGGCUCCAUCAACGGCUCCAGCCUUCCCCAAGAUAGCAGCGACGAUGCUACCGAGGCCAAUCUGGAUAUCCAGUACACUCUUCCGCUUGUUUACCCUCUGGACGUGACAUACUUCUACACUUCUGGUCGUGGCCCUCUCGUUCCUGAUCUGGACCAGCCUGACGUGUCUAGCAACGAGCCUUACCUCGAGUACUUCACCGAGCUGAUGAAGAAACCCGACUCUGAGCUUCCUUCCACCCUCUCCACCUCGUAUGGUGAAGAUGAGCAGAGUGUUCCCGCCAGCUAUGCCAGGACUAUAUGCGAUAUGAUCGGCCAGCUUGGGUCUCGCGGUGUCUCGGUCAUUUUCUCGUCGGGCGACACUGGACCUGGCUCUGCCUGCCAGACUAACGACGGCAAGAACACGACGCGCUUCCUUCCGGUCUUCCCCGCUUCGUGCCCGUAUGCCACCUCGGUCGGCGGUACUUACCAGAUUGAGCCUGAGAGAGCUGUUUCUUUCUCGUCCGGUGGCUUCUCCGACCUCUGGGAGCGUCCCAGCUGGCAGAAUGAUACUAUCAACAAGUAUCUUGGGAUUCUCGGCGAUAAGUGGACCGACUUGUACAAUCCUCAGGGCCGUGGCUUCCCCGAUGUUGCUGCUCAAGGCCGCCAGUACCGCGUCGUCAUUAAUGGACUACAGAGUCUUGUUGGUGGCACUUCAGCGUCUGCACCGACUUUCGCGUCCAUCAUCGCACUUCUCAACUCAGCUCGCGUUGAAGCUGGUCAGGCUCCUCUCGGGUGGCUCAAUCCUUGGCUGUACAGCACUGGCAAGGGCGGUUUGACCGACAUUGUCGAUGGAACGUCGACGGGCUGCACUGGCACGGAUAUAUUCUCCGGACUGCCCGCACCAAAGGUUGAUGGCGCUGGAUGGGCUGCGGUGGAAGGAUGGGAUCCCGUUACUGGCCUGGGCACUCCUGACUUUAGUCGUCUUCUCAAGCUCGCAGUCCAGACCAGGUACGGCGGCUACCGCCAGAAGUAA
Molecule: messenger RNA, 1818 nt
Organism: Diplodia corticola
Lineage: Eukaryota; Fungi; Ascomycota; Dothideomycetes; Botryosphaeriales; Botryosphaeriaceae
Product: tripeptidyl peptidase sed3
Exons: 2
Coding region: 1-1818 (605 amino acids)
Biological process (GO): proteolysis
Molecular function (GO): tripeptidyl-peptidase activity; serine-type endopeptidase activity
Source: RefSeq, a predicted model, not a curated record